Molecule: messenger RNA, 1500 nt
Organism: Camelina sativa (false flax)
Lineage: Eukaryota; Viridiplantae; Streptophyta; Magnoliopsida; Brassicales; Brassicaceae
Source: RefSeq, a predicted model, not a curated record
UAUAAUACGAUAAUUUAAGCAAGCCUUUGGAAAUAACCUUUAGAGCAAGAGGAUGAGUUUGAUACUAAAGUUUCUGCUUCUGCUUCUAUUUUUCUUGAGUCAUCAUGCUUAUUCUGGCUCUAUCAUCAAGUUUCUCCCGGGUUUUGACGGCCCUCUUCCUUUUGAACUCGAAACCGGGUACAUUGGUAUUGGUGAGGAGGAGGAAGCCCAACUGUUUUACUAUUUCAUCAAGUCUGAGAACAAUCCAAAAGAAGACCCUCUUCUACUAUGGUUAAAUGGAGGACCAGGAUGUUCUUCUCUCACUGCCCUUCUUUCCGAGAUUGGUCCUGUGGCUUUGAAGUCCGAGGUUUACAAUGGAAGUGUCCCUUCUAUGUUCUCUACUACAUAUUCAUGGACAAAGGUAGCGAACAUAAUAUUCUUGGACCAGCCUGUUGGAGCUGGCUUCUCAUAUUCAAGAACUUCACUUGAUAAAACUAGUGACACAAAUGAAGUUAAGAUGAUCCAUGAGUUUCUUCAAAAGUGGUUAAGCAAACAUCCACAAUUUAUCUCCAACCCAUUUUACGCUACCGGAGACUCUUAUGCCGGUAUGAUUGUUCCGGUCCUUGUUGACGAAAUCUCAAAAGGGAAUUAUAUAUGUUGCAACCCUCCUAUAAAUCUACAGGGUUAUGUGCUCGGAAACCCGAUAACACAUGAUCAAGUUGAACUAGACUAUCGUAUUCCAUUUGUUCAUGGAAUGUCAUUAAUAUCUGAUGAACUCUACCAGUCACUGAAGAGAUUUUGCAAAGGAAAUUAUUACAAUGUGGAUCCACGUAACACAAAAUGUUUGAAAGUUGUUCAAGAAUACCAUAAGUGCACUGACAAAAUAAAUAUACAUCAUAUAUUAUUCCCAAAUUGUGAUGACACAAUUACACAAAAUAUAGCUCCUGAUUGCUUUAAAAGGUUGAUUAUGCAGUAUUAUAAGUAUUAUCUUUUCGAACGCUGGGCCAACAAAGAGAGCGUUCGCAAAGCUCUUCAGAUCAAGAAGGGAAGCAAAGUGGAAUGGGUGCGAUAUAAUCAUACGAUACCAUACGAUAGAAACAUUAUAAGCAGUGUACCAUACCAUAUGAAUAACAGCAUUAACGGCUACCGGUCUCUAAUAUUCAGUGGUGAUCAUGAUAUGGUGUUGCCUUCCAUUGCAACUCAAGCCUGGAUAAAAUCUCUCAAUUAUUCAAUCACUCAUGAUUGGAAGCCUUGGAUGAUAAACGAUCAAAUCGCUGGAUACACGAGAACUUAUGCAAAUAAGAUGACCUUUUCUACUAUCAAAGGAUGUGGACACACGCCAGAGUAUCUACCAGAAGAGUCCUCGAUCCUAUUCAAAAGGUGGAUCAAUGGCCAACUUUUAUAAUAGAGCCUCAUCCAAAAAUUAAGAAUAAAAAUGUAUAACAUGAAAUGCUUGUAGACAAUAUCAUUAUCUACUAUGUGAGUAAUUGCGCUAUGCGCGACUCUUCGCUUUUAUUCUUA